AAAUUGUUUAUACUAAACCUGCACCCUGAUAAAACGAAAGAAACAGAAAGAAAAAAGAUACAGCUGCGUCAAUACCAUGUCCAACACCAGCAGUGAUGAGGCCACCGGCAGUAAACAAGCGCGUCUCAUGAACAACAAUCACAACAGCAAGGAUUUGAAUGGCACAGCGACCGGCUUCAGCGGUGCAGCUGAAACAGAUGCAGCCAACGCUCGUGACAAGGUGGCGCUGAUAACCGGCAUAACGGGACAGGAUGGCUCAUAUCUGGCGGAGUUUCUGCUGAAGAAGAACUAUACGGUGCACGGGAUUAUCCGGCGUGCGAGCACCUUUAAUACGACACGCAUUGAGCAUCUGUACGCAGAUCCAAAGGCGCACAAGGGCGGACGUAUGAAAUUGCAUUAUGGCGAUAUGACGGACAGUAGCAGUCUGGUGAAGAUUAUCAAUAUGGUGAAGCCAACGGAAAUCUACAAUCUUGCUGCACAAUCGCAUGUGAAAGUCUCAUUUGAUUUGAGUGAAUAUACGGCGGAGGUGGAUGCCGUUGGUACACUGCGGAUUCUGGAUGCCAUACGAACCUGCGGCAUGGAGAAAUCCGUUAAAUUCUAUCAGGCAUCCACGUCGGAGCUGUAUGGCAAGGUGGUGGAGACACCUCAAAAUGAGCAGACCCCAUUUUAUCCUCGCUCCCCUUAUGCCUGCGCCAAGAUGUACGGGUUUUGGAUUGUGAUCAAUUAUCGGGAGGCGUACGACAUGUUUGCCUGCAAUGGCAUACUCUUCAAUCACGAGAGUCCGCGACGUGGCGAGAAUUUUGUGACACGCAAGAUAACGCGAUCUGUGGCUAAGAUACUGCUCAAUCAAAUGGAAUAUUUUGAGCUGGGCAAUUUGGACUCGAAGCGAGAUUGGGGCCAUGCCAGCGAUUAUGUGGAGGCUAUGUGGAUGAUGCUGCAACGGGAUGAGCCAUCGGAUUAUGUCAUUGCCACUGGGGAAACGCACAGCGUGCGCGAAUUUGUUGAGGCUGCGUUCAAGCAUAUUGGACGCGAGAUAACGUGGUGUGGCAAGGGUGUCGAGGAGGUGGGCAUGGAGCGCAACACCGAUAUUGUGCGUGUGCGCAUUAAUCCAAAGUAUUUUCGGCCCACGGAGGUGGAUCUGCUGCAGGGUGAUGCCUCCAAGGCUAAGCGGGAGUUGAACUGGACGCCAAAGGUUAGUUUCCAGCAGCUGGUCAGCGAUAUGAUGAACGCCGACAUCGAGCUGAUGAAAAAGAAUCCCAUUGCAUAGUGGGAUGUGUACACACCUCGACCUGGAUUCAAUUGGCACAAAGCUCUGCACCAGAGUUUCAUUUAUAUAUUAUUACAUAUAGAUCUAGUGCUUAAGUAUGUAAAGUGUUCGUUGUUUAUCUGUACUGUUUUCUCGACGGGAUUUGCAAUCAUUCCUAUUUUUUUUUAUACUCUUACCGUGGAUGUCUCUCUAUGCUGUUUCCUUAAAUAUUUAUCUUUUUGUAAUAAUUUGUAAUUAGCCAAAAACUAAACGAAUAUAACCAUGCAAUAAAUAUGUUAAAAGU
This is a messenger RNA of Drosophila grimshawi, 1550 nucleotides long. It is a transcript of the gene Gmd, whose product is annotated as GDP-mannose 4,6 dehydratase. Gene Ontology annotation, biological process: GDP-mannose metabolic process. Gene Ontology annotation, molecular function: GDP-mannose 4,6-dehydratase activity. The record is from RefSeq and is a predicted model, not a curated record. Lineage: Eukaryota; Metazoa; Arthropoda; Insecta; Diptera; Drosophilidae.